Polistes canadensis is the source of this 6620-nucleotide messenger RNA. It is a transcript of the gene LanB2, whose product is annotated as laminin subunit gamma-1. The coding region runs from base 879 to 5747 and encodes 1622 amino acids. The transcript has 27 exons. Lineage: Eukaryota; Metazoa; Arthropoda; Insecta; Hymenoptera; Vespidae. The record is from RefSeq and is a predicted model, not a curated record.
AUCGAGAGAGAAAGAGAGACAAUUAGAACUCAUUUGAAAUAGUGGAAAAUACGUGAGAAGAAGUCAUCGUUCUCUAUUUAAUCUUCUUCGUAUUUCCGUUCGCGUCAGAUAACGAUUAUUAUUACCGUGUUGUAAAAAAAAGAAGAUGGAUCGACGAUGCCGGUACUUCGAAUAUCUGACAAAAAAGAAAAAUUAAUAGUUUCGUAGUUCGAUAAAGCGACUAUUGUCGGGCCAGUUUGUAUAUAAAAAGAAUAUUUCUCUUUUUUCUUUAAUUAAAAUAAUAGAAAUAUUCUCUGUAUUAUAAAACACACAUAUUGCUUGCUAUAGAAUUUAUCCAGGAGGUUUAUAUGGUUUUUUUUUUAUUACCACAUGGAAGAGCGCAUGCGCUACUACUAGAACGAAAGAAAGAAAGAAAGAAAGAGAGAGAGCGAGAAAGAAAGAAAGAAAGAGGGAAAGAGAAAGAGAGAUAGAAAAAGGGGAAAGAGAAAGAGAGCAACGAUGUUCGACAGUGCGGCUCCAGCAUCGGACGCGGCAGCCACACUUCUUGUUUCUUCUACAUUUCAGUUUUGUUCGCAGCCUUGUACAGUGAAGAAAGGGACAACGUUCUACUUCUACAUUUUUGGGACUUCAUUAGCACGAAGAGGAAAACAAAUCAUCAAUCCUCAUGGAUCCGAUCGGUGACAUCAUUCAACUACUCUAAUCUUCGAAAAUAAAGAAAAAGUUAAUUUUGAAGUGAAUCGAAACAAUGAUCAACAGUUUUAAUGGUGCGUAAAACAUCGCGAUUCGUAUUUUGGUGCAUCUGUGCUAUCCUGUGAUCGACAUCGGACGAAUUAAAAAAAAAGACUGAAGGAAUAUUUUGAAGAUUUGAAAAAAAAGGAAUGAAAAUGUACGGAAGUUUUUUGAAUUUUGUUUUAUUCAUUGGCACCACGUGCUUCGUGGUAUUGGCUGAUCCUGAUCCAUCCGACGAAUUGUAUACCCGGUGGCCACCGACCAAUCGUGACGAAGAUAAAUGUUAUGAUCCUGAAGGGAAACCACAGAGAUGUAUACCACCCUUCGAAAACGCUGCAUUCAACGUGCAAAUGGAAGUAACGAACACGUGCGGAGAGGAACGACCAACUGAAUUUUGCAAGCAAACUGGAAUUCAAAGGCACUAUUGCGAGAUUUGUCGAUACGGUGAUCAUCCAGCUUCUUUUCUUACCGAUCAUGAUAAUAACGACAAUGCGACUUGGUGGCAAUCGGAGACUAUGUUCGAGGGCAUCGAAUAUCCUAAUCAAGUUAUCUUGACUCUACCAUUAGGUAAAACGUUCGAUAUAACAUACGUUAGAGUACUGUUUGAAUCACCACGUCCAGAGAGUUGGGGUAUACAUAAAAGGAAAAACGAAAACUCACCUUGGCAGCCUUAUCAAUAUUAUUCGGCUACUUGCAGAGACACUUACGAACUUCCAGAUUCUAAAGAAACUGUACGCGGUGACGACACGAGAGUUCUUUGUACGUCCGAGUAUUCAGACAUUUCGCCCUUAUCGAAAGGGACAGUAGCUUUUUCUACUUUGGAAGGACGUCCCUCGGCAUAUUAUUUUGAAACCAAUCCAGCAUUACAGGAAUGGGUACAAGCGACUGAUAUAAGAAUCAUCUUGGAUAGAUUAAACACGUUCGGUGAUGAGAUGUUCGGUGAUGAUCAGGUUUUAAAAUCUUAUUAUUAUGCGAUUGCCGAUGUUGCAGUUGGUGCACGUUGUGCUUGCAAUGGUCAUGCUGGACAAUGUGUUAACAGUACAAGCGUUGAUGGUAGAACACGAAGAGUUUGUAGAUGCGAGCAUAACACCGCUGGUCCAGAUUGUAACGAAUGUUUACCAUUUUAUAACGAUGCACCUUGGGGUCGUGCUACGACUACUGACGCUCACGAAUGUAAACCUUGCAACUGUAACGGAUAUUCCGAGAGGUGUUAUUUUGACAAAGAGUUGUAUAAGGUAACCGGUCACGGCGGUCAUUGUUUAGACUGCAGAGCUAACCGAGAUGGUGCUAACUGCGAAAGAUGUCGGGAAAAUUUUUAUCAACGUCCGGAAGAUAAUUACUGCAUAGCUUGCAACUGCAACGAAAUCGGUUCGAGAAGUUUACAAUGUAACAGCGAAGGUAAAUGUCAAUGCAAGCCAGGUGUAACAGGCGAUAAGUGCGAUCGUUGUGCCGCUAAUUUCUACAAUUUUGGAUCCCUUGGUUGUACAUCUUGCGAAUGUAAUGUACCAGGUUCGCAAGCAAAUACACCUAACUGUGACCCAUCUACUGGAGUUUGCGUAUGCAAAGAAAAUGUUGAAGGAAAACGUUGUCGAGAAUGUCGACCAGGUUUCUUUAAUCUAGCUCUGGAAAAUGAAUUUGGUUGUACUCCAUGUUUCUGUUAUGGUCAUUCGUCCAUAUGUAUGCCUGCUGCUGGUUACUCGAAAGUCGUUAUUGAGAGUAUGUUUGUCAGAGGAAACGAACGUUGGUCAGCUACCGUAGCAGGAAACCCAAUACCCGUUCAUUAUGAUCCUUUAACACAAACGAUUUACGCAACUGCGUUAGAUCGUGACAAUGUUUACUUCAUUGCACCUGACAGAUUUCUCGGAGAUCAAAGAGCGUCGUACAAUCAAGAUUUAUCGUUCUCUUUAAGGAUAGGAGAGGCAGGCCCUGCCCCAACUGCACACGACGUAAUAUUAGAAGGUGGAAACGGUGAACAAAUAACGCAACCGAUAUUCGGUCAAAAAAAUCGUAUGCCAACAGUCACGGCACAAGAAUAUAGAUUCAGAUUACACGAGCACAGCGAGUAUGGCUGGCAACCAAGAUUAUCUGCCAAAGCGUUCAUGUCAAUUCUCUCCAACUUGACCGCUAUAAAAAUACGUGGAACUUACACGCAUCAAGGUAGAGGUUUCCUCGACGACGUUAAGUUGGAAACCGCACUUCGCGGUGCUGCCGGCGAAUCUGCUGAUUGGGUUGAGCACUGUAAUUGUCCUCACGGUUACGUAGGACAAUUUUGCGAAUCUUGCGCACCCGGUUUUCAUCAUGACCCACCAAACGGUGGUCCAUUCGCUCUUUGCGUUCCAUGUAAUUGUAACGGGCAUGCAGAUAUUUGCGAAGCCGAAACGGGUGAAUGUAUUUGUACACAUAAUACUGCUGGAAGUAAUUGUGAGUUGUGUAGUCGUGGAUAUUAUGGGUAUCCCUUAAAAGGCACUCCUAACGAUUGCAAGCCAUGCCCGUGUCCUGAUAACGGUCCUUGCAUUCUUCUUGGUAAUAAUCCCGAUCCGAUUUGUUCUGAAUGUCCAAUAGGAAGAACAGGGCCAAGAUGUGAAACUUGUUCAGAUGGUUACUUUGGUAAUCCCGAGAAAGGAAUAGCUUGUCGACCUUGUGAUUGUAAUAAUAACAUUGAUUUAAAUGCAGUAAGAAAUUGUAAUCAUGAAACUGGAGAAUGUUUGAAGUGUGUCAAUAACACUGCUGGCUUCCAUUGCGAAGAAUGUCUUUCGGGUUAUUAUGGAGAUGCUUUGUCUGAUAAUAGAGAAGAUGGAUGCAAAUUGUGUCAGUGUUAUCCACCAGGUACAGUUGAACUCGAAGAUGGAAGAGUUGCUCCUUGCGAUCAACUUGUAGGUCAUUGUCUCUGUAAGCCUCAUGUAAUAGGACGUAAUUGUGAUAAAUGCGAGGACGGAUAUUAUCAUAUAUUGAGUGGCGAGGGAUGUACACCUUGCAAUUGCGAUUCAGAGGGAUCUUAUAAUCGAACUUGUAAUGCUGUUAGUGGUCAAUGCCAAUGUAGACCUGGAAUAACUGGCCAACGUUGCGAUACUUGUUUACCAUAUCAGUUUGGUUUUAGCAGGGAAGGCUGUAAACCUUGCGAUUGCGACAGAAUUGGAUCACAAGAUCUUCAGUGUGAUGCCAGUGGACAAUGUCCCUGCCUUACAAACGUAGAAGGAAGACGUUGCGAUCGGUGUAAGGAAAAUAAAUACAACAGACAAAAUGGUUGCGUCGAUUGUCCUGAUUGUUAUAAUCUAGUUAAAUCUGCUGUCGAUAGACAUAGACAACGUUUAUCGGAAUUAGAAAAUACCCUUAAAAAGAUUAAUAGUAGCCCGACCGUCAUAAAAGAUUCAGAAUUUGAAAAUGAAUUGAAAAAUGUUCAGAACAAAGUGAAGCAUUUGUUGAACAUCGCCAAACAAGAAUCUGGAAGUGGAAACAAAACACUCUCCGAGCAACUAGAUGAAUUGCAUAGCCAAUUAACUGAAAUAGGUCUUAUUUCGCAAGCAGUUAAUUUAACAGUUGCUGAAACGCAUAAGACUGCUACUGAAGGAUCGACAAAUGUUAAUACAGCGGAGAUUGUAUUAGAUAAAAUACAUGAUCAGUUAACUGAAGCAGAAGAUUAUUUAGCUACAGACGGAGCAACGGCGUUAACAGAAGCUAAAUUACGUGCCGAUCAAGUUGGUCAACAGAAUCAACAAAUGACAGACAUUGCACACGAAGCACGUAUCCUAGCCGAUUUUAAUACCAACGAAGCUAAGAAAAUUCAUAUGCUGGCCGAGCAAGCUCGAAAUACAUCCUUGGAAGCUUAUAAUCUUGCCAAAAAAGCGAUAGCUAAAAAUUCCAACAUGACGGAUGUUUUAAGAGAAUUAGAAAACAAAUUAGAUAUGUUGGAAGAUCGUAUGAACGAAGUAAAGAAUCUUACAGCAGUUGCAAACGCUAAAUCAUCUGCAGUUUCUCAGGAAGCAUUAGGUUUAUCUGUGUUAUAUUUUUCUCUUCCUUCCGUUGAUGUUGACUCGCUUCAAAAACAAGUUGAUAUUGUUAACAACGAAGGAUUACGGUUAAAAGAACAAGCGCAAUUAAUAUUACAACAAAAUGAGGAUUAUAUUAAAGAAAUGACUGACAAAGUACGAAAGAGCGAACAAUUGUUAGAUAAAGCACAAGAUCAACAAGCAGCUACUGCAGAAUUACUAGCAGAAUUGGACGGUGCUAACGAAAAAGCAAAUGAUGCUGUCGAACGCGGUGAUCAAACGUUAAAAGAAGCGCAAGAGACUUUAAAAAAAUUAGGAGAAUUUGACGACGAGGUGCAACGCGAACGUAUAAAAGCUCAAGAUGCAUUGAAGAGCACUGAAGAAAUUGAGAAAAUGAUUAAAGUUGCGAUAGAAAAAAUAAACCAACUUGAGGAUGUAUUAAAAGGAUCUGAAAAUAAUGCGAUAAAUGCGCACCAAAAAGCACAAAAUGCACAGACGUAUGCAGAAAAAGCUAGCGAAAAUGCUGACAAUAUUAGAACACAAGCAAAUGCAAUUAAAUUAGAUGCAUUGCGUUUAGGCAAAGAAGCAGAAACAUUACAUCUCAGAGUUAAUACUACAGAUUCUCUAAUGAAAAAUUAUGAAAUUCAAAUUGGAAAAGAUUCGAAUAUUACUACAGAGGCUAAUCACAAAGUUGGACAAGCCAAAAACAAAGUAGGUUUAACUUCAACGUAUGUCGACAAAGCAUUGUCAGACAUAGCCGAAAUCAUGAAAGAGCUUCAAGAUCUUCCUGAAAUAGAUGAUAAUAGUUUAAAUAAUUUGGAAGAACGUUUAGCAGCGGCAGAGAAAGAAAUAAAAGCUGCUAAUUUAGAUCAGAGAAUUAGGUUAUUAACUGAUGCAAAGAAUACGCAAACCCAAUGGGUUAAAAAUUAUGAAGACGAAGUCAGUAGAUUAAGAAUAGAAGUUGAAAAUAUUGAUGACAUAAGAAAAGCUUUGCCUACAAAUUGUUACAAACGUGUACGUUUAGAGCCAUAAGUAAGUAUGUAAUAUAUACUUGAAGAGGCACUAUUUGAGUAUACAAACAAUUCCUGAAUUUGAUUAUUCUACAACAGGAUUUCUCAAACUUUUCCACGUGACGACCUCUUUUAGCUGAAUAAAUAUUCUAUACUAUCAUAAACUCACAGACAUAUUAUGUAUUUAGUGUUUCCAAAAUGGUUUUGAAUUAAUUUUUGAUUAUUGCAAUUCUGAGGGAAAGAAUUUUUUAAUUUUGCUCAAAUUUCUGCAACUUCCAAAUUUUUUUGCGCAACCCCGUACAGGGUCACAAACCUACACUUUGAGAAAUUCUGUUUUGAGGAAUAUAUAUGAUAAAGAGUUAUCGUAUUGUCUAGAUAUUCUCUAAACGAACAACUUUCAAGCUUUCAUAUACGUCAAAAAGGUGCCUUAAUUAAAUUCACAUAAGUGUAGCAUAAUGAAUAAAAAAAUAGAUUCAAUGUGAAAUGUCAUAUAAUAUUAUGUGACAACGCAUAAUACUUUUAAUAUAUUGCACACUUAUGAUAUCUACGAGCUAUUAAAGUCGUAUAAUAUAAUUUUAUUUAAUAUGCGAUUAUUUUUUUUUUAAGAGAAAGUUUUUCCAUUACUUCUUUUUAUUAUUAUUUGUUAAUACAUAUUUGCUAUCGCUAAAAGCAAAUGAUUGCAAUAAUAAACAUUACACCAAAGAUUUCUUUAUAGUUUAUACAAUAUGUCCAACUAGGAUCUUCAAAUCUUUUUUAAUUUUAUAUAACUUCAUUAUAUACAUUAACAUAAAUCGUUAUCAAUUUUAUAUACAAAGUAUAAUCUAUUCGUAGUCUUACAUUAUAAAAUUUAUCUCAAAUUAUUAGGAAAAUUAAAUGCUAAGAUGUUAAAUCGAAA